Messenger RNA from Liolophura sinensis, 2304 nucleotides. RefSeq lists its product as uncharacterized. The transcript is spliced from 3 exons. Lineage: Eukaryota; Metazoa; Mollusca; Polyplacophora; Chitonida; Chitonidae. The record is from RefSeq and is a predicted model, not a curated record. Bases 28 to 537 code for a protein of 169 amino acids.
CUGUUUAUUCUGCUGCCUGCAUGUUGCAUGUACACGUAUGCAAUGAUGUCUAUUCAAUGGUUCACAUUGCCAUUUGUAUCGUACGGAAUUUGGGUCGUGUAUUUCUGUGAUUUCUUGUCGAGCUGUCAGUACAUACCUUCCGUGGGAAUGGGUCAGCCAGACUGGUACAUGGUGGUACAAUUCCUGGCCACUGCUGGAUGGAUAGGAAUGAUCUCUGCUUCCCUCUUACUUGUAUCAUCUCUCACUGGCUGUCAAGCGCAUCAUUAUCUGAGAAUUAUCCCCAGAAAUCCUCAGAAGAUACAACAGUUCACGUCCAUAUUGUGUUUUAUCUCAGCAUUUUCUAUCUCCACCUGUGUGGUGUUUUUCCUGGCCAAGCUGACCCAGUCCAGCCCAGAGAACCCCCCUCACUGGUCAUAUGCCACCACACUGGCCUCUUGUGCUUGCAUCCUCACUUUCAUCACUGGGCUUAGGUUGCCGACUUCAUCAUCGUCUGUGUAUGAAAGCUCCUUUGAGAAGCGCAAAGUAGGACUGCUAUAGCAAAAUUUGCACUUUUGCAGGAUUUUAUUUAUUAAUUUCACAUACAUCAUGUUUCUUUAAAGAUGUUUGAAUCUGUUAUCAAGAGUAUGUGAAAGUGUCUUUUAUUUUUGUUAUCACAAGGAAAUACCACUUUGAUUUGUGAAAUGUAGAUAUUUAUACUUUUAUGAGUGAACCAAUUGAGUGAAAAGAAGUUACAUUUGUUAGAAUCAUGUGCUUUAUCAUUUAAGGCAUUAUAGAAAAGUACUUUGAUUCAAACCACUGUCAGCAGGGAGGACGAGAAAUCCUCAUCACUGGCUGUAAAGAACAUGUACCAUACUAAAUGUGGGCUAUUAUCACUGUUCUUAGUAGCCUAAUAUUUUAGUUUUGAUUUAUUUUACUGUCAUGUGAUUUCAGCCAUGUAUAGAUCAUGAGGUUUUCUCCAAGCUUUCAGAAAAUUUGUCAAAUAUAUGUUUAAAUAUAAAUAAUAUAUAAUAUUUCUGAUAAAUGUUUUGAAGUCUAAAGAAGAAGUAAAAUUAUUGAGGGAUAGGUUGUAUAAUUGUAUUAAUGUUUUAGUAGUAGUAGAUGUGUAAUAAUUUUGUUGUAUUUAUAUAUUUAUUUGAGUGGUGUUUUUCAAGAAUAUUUCCCAUUCCGGUUAUACAAUGGCAGCCAGCAGUGUGAUGGCAGGGAACCUGGUAGAGCCUGCCCAUUUGUACAUAACUGUCACACCUUCCCACAUACAGCCAGACAGGAAGCCAGUAUGCGCUGACCUUGAACUCACAACAAUAUUGUUGUCAGCAGGACUUCAGUAUUACCUUGAUACACGUAGUUCAGAUGUUAUUACUCUUACCUUCUCUUUUGGAUAGUUCACAAGGUAAUGAAGAUCCGCAUAUCUUAUGAAUUGAUAUAGAAGCUAAUUUUGGAAAAGGAAACCUUGUAUUGCUGUGAUAUAUUGCAUAGAUAUUUGCAAGAUAAAUUUUGCCUUUGUUUUUACCUUUGUGUCCAUGAUCACUCAGCAUUUGCACAUGCUGAAAGCAGUAAAUAUCUAAAAUUUUGUUUAUCACUACACGUUUUGUGUCUGAGUAUUCUGUUAAUCUUAAAAAGGUGAUCUGAGGUUUACGUGGAAUGUAUGAUGAUAUCUCACUGGGUAAAUAAGUUUCGGGGUCUCCUUGGCCGAGGGGGUUAGCACGCCAGAGUGGCGCAAUGACACAGGAGCCUCUCACUGGUGCUGUUGCGGUGAGUUUGUCCAGCUCUUGCUGGCUUGCUCUCUGGCCGUACGUGGGUUGGUCAGCCAGCAACCUGGGAUUGUCAUGGGUUUCUAACAGGGUUCUGACUGGUUUCCUCCCACCAUAUUGUUGGCCAAUGGCAAAUAAGUCAAAUAUUCUUGAGUACAGCAUGAAACAUCAACCACCUAAUCUGACUGUUUUCAGAUGUAUUGUAUGAUAUGUAUACAUAUACAUGUGCGUACAAAACCUAGAGGAAAUACUGGAUGUUGAUCACUUGUAUAUUUGUAAAUGUAUAUGUAGGGCCUGAUUUGGGCCAAUUAUAAACAGGGUAUUUGUGUGAAAAUUCUGUUGUUCAUAUUGCUUUCAACAUUCAUGUGAAACUCUACUCAAACUAACUGAGCAGUAGAACAUCUGAACGAAUGCCCAAACUGUUAUUCCAGACCAGACCCUGGUGAGUGUACUUUUAGAUAGUUAUUGUCUUAUGGUGUGAACUGCUCAAUAGUGAACUCUGAUCAAUAAUAACCUUUUUUUGAGGAUAUUCUUGUUAUCAAAUCAUGCUACAAAU